Molecule: messenger RNA, 4850 nt
Organism: Polypterus senegalus (gray bichir)
Lineage: Eukaryota; Metazoa; Chordata; Cladistia; Polypteriformes; Polypteridae
Exons: 2
Coding region: 559-1914 (451 amino acids)
Source: RefSeq, a predicted model, not a curated record
UUAAAAUGAAGAAUUAUGAAUAAUUAACCAGGAUCUCCGCAGAGACCAAAAAUAUUGCUAUGGAUAUAAAGAAAGGAGCAACAGACAGCCAAUUCUUCAUACCUGAGAGAGCAAUUAUAGUUCAGUACUGAGCCCUCCUGGCCUUAGUUGAGGCUGACCCAAAAAGGAGAGAGGAAAAGAAUUAGCAGUUUGAGAAAAAAAAUCAUUUCUGAAAAAGGUUACCAAAAUAUGAACACUCUGUAAGAAGGAGUAAUAGGAAAACGCAAACUAUUUAGUGAACCGAUUCUUGAUGUGUAUUUGCACUGUUCCAGAAACAACUGAGAAAUCAUGAAGGAUUUAUGUACCAUCACAUAGAUUGCAUAACCUCUCAUCACAUAACACGAUGAAAGAUUACAGAAUUAAAUAAUUUUGCAAUCAAAAACAUUCAAUUAAAAAUGAAAAACUGAGAGCUUUGUCACUUUAUAUGCACUCUCCGUGUGAUUCAUUCAUCAAGGCUGGGUGUAUCAAUAGAAGAAGACUGAAAAAGCUGACAAUGAUUAAGGACCACAAUCGCAAGGAAUGGCAGUGAUUUACUGUAUGAGAAUAACACACCUUAACGGUGAGAAAGACAGUGAAGAGGAGAAUAGAGAAGAAGAAGAAGAAGAAGGCCCUCUAUGUAAGGAACAACAAGGAAAAAGUUUACAUUCAGAAAAGAUGACGCAUUCACCUCUUCAGUUUGUGGCGGGCAAAAAGGAUGAAAUUGAAGCAGUUAUGGAUAUAUUUGAAAAAGGAACUGAAGUCAUUGUGGAAGUAGUUGGGGAGUUGUUUCCAAUAUUUCAGGUUGUAGCUCCUGUUGUUAAACUUGCUCUGGAUAACAUGGAGAGCAAAGAGGCAAGGUUUAUGAAAGAACAAUUUCAGAAAAUUGAGGACGAAUUGGGUGAAAUUUCAGAUGAACUCAGAAAUAUCAGCAAUGAACUUGAUAAAACUCGAAUGGAAGAAGAAUGCUUCACUAUUGAAGAAGAUCUCAGAAACCAGUUUGAGAAUUACAUUGAAUUCUUGAGUGCUGGCAAAAAUUUUAAGAAAGCCAAAAGAAAAGUUUUCCUUGAUCAUUUUGACGCCACUAAAGGAGAGGAUGGACUAGAAACUCUGUACCAAGCAGUUAUGGAAGAAUACACCUUUGGGAAAAGUAUUCUGAAAAUAGUAAUGGAGUAUCAUAAAAGAGACAGACGCAUCUUAGAAGAUUUCUGUGCCCGUCUUAUAAAGCUUUUCUUUAUGGGUAUUAUAUCUCUCUUGGCCUAUACUGCACUGAAAGGAAAUGAAGAGGAUGAAACACCUGAAAGGUGGGAAGAGAAGAUGGAAGAUGUCGAAGAGAUUAAAAGAAAGUGGCAGGAAAAAAUGGAGGCCAUUGAAAAGAAAAUCAAGGCAGUGGUUGAGGACUGCAAAACCAAUUUUGCACAGCAGGCACAAGAAGACACUGAGCAGCUUCUUCGAGGCAACAAAGAAAUUAAGAGUAAGGAGUUCACUGAUAACGUCCUUGAGUUUUUAAAUAAGAAAUAUUAUUGGGUGAGCUGGUCUGUCAGGGUCUAUUACCACUCAGUCAGUUGGUUUACAGAUUUUAGAACAGGUAAAAAAUACCAUAAUAUCAUUGGUUCUAGUCAUUUUGAGUUUUUUGACAUAAACAAUGUCAAUGUGGUUGUGUCCUAUUGUGUUGAACCAAAAAUUAUUGACAAAUCUAAAGUACGACAAUUAAUUGAGGAGCAAAAAAAGGACAACAACAUGUUAGCAGUCACACAAGUAUUCGCAGAAAGUUUCCCAUCCUGUGUGAUACAUGCAGUGAACCAUCAUAAAGAUGUCUAUGAAUCAAACAAUUUUCAGCCAGAGUACUACUAUUCAGGACAAUUUAAAAAUUGUGUUAUUUGCAUUCAUUCAGAUUAAGAAACAUGGCAGUUCUACCUUACUGCUGUGUCCAACUAAAAGCAACUUUAAGUUAACUAUUUUCUUGCAAGUAGUGGAAAAGGUGUUAUUGCUACUUUGGCCACUUCAAAAGCCUCCUGAAAUUUUCACUUCAGAAACUGGUACAGUUUGUAUUUUAAAUCAUUUUCUGUUGUCAUUACUAUGCUCUUGUAUUUUUUCUUUACAAUAUUAAUUAAUUUCAUACUAUAUGUAGAUUCCUCUAGGCAGAACAGUCUAAUCCAGUAAAUUCUGAAAAAUGUACAAGUGUUAAAGCAUUUGUACAAGGAAAGCCCAUGACCCUUCAAUGGGAACAUUUUAUCAAUUUAAGUAAAUCAUAGCAAUACCUCUGUAUUGCUUUAGAAUUUAUUUUUUUUUUAGAAGUUAUUUAAGCUUCAACAUAACAUACCUUUCAACUUAAUUUUCUUUUAAAAGGGGAAAUGUUUUGUUAUUGUUUGGUGCAAAUUUAAUAUGAUGUGUCUGGCUUUGUAGCAAGCAAUAUACUCUUCUGCCUCUCUAUGCUUCGACUCCAUUUUCAUUGCUAGGCUUCUGUGUACCACUUCCUUGUUCCUCAUGUUUUUUAUGGGGUUGUUCUAAUAGCCUGUUUUAAUGUACAUAUAACUGAAUUUAGGUAUAAAAAAUAAAAAAUUAGACAAUAAAAAAAAAACAGCAGAGGAAAGGAACCCUGCACUGGGUUUCACUUCAAACAGGAAGGCCUGUCUGAUCUAUUUUAUUUUCUUUUAUUCUUUGUACAUAAAAAAAUAUUCUUUGUGAUGCCAUUGCUUUUCAUUUGUCUUAUGUGAUUUUGACUGUGGCCACAGGAUGUGUCAUAAAUCUGCCUUUUGCAGUCUUUUGCUACUGAAAAUAUUCUACAGAUCCAACCAGGAUGUAAAAUGUUAUUUUGCAUAUUUUUAAAAAAUGACGUCACGUUUUACCUGGUACAUCUGUGGUUGUCCUGUUACUGCUUAGUUGGGCUUAGAUUUCCCCUAACCUGGGGCUGCUGGGGCUUUCUUAGUUUCCCUUACCCUCAGUCAGGAUUACUUUCUCUCCUCCACUGUUGGGGAUUUUGGAUUCCUUUCCUGCUGUCUUUCAUCCCCUUCUGUUAGACCACCAGUCUCCAUUCUCUCUUGGGCUGUCUCCAGAGACUCCCUGUCCCUUAGCCACCGUGGAGUAUGUCCAGUUUGCCGACUGAGAUGCUGGGUCAUGUCAGUUUAAAACAAUGAAAAUUGCUAGGACUGUCACAAUUAUCAACUGUGUGCAGACCUUCUAGUAUAGUCAUGACGGAGCAUGUGCUGUACGAAGGGUUAAUCAGCCUAAAUUUCACCCCUUUUUCUCUUUUUUACAUUUUGUUUUGAUACAUAAAGCACAUGAAAUCAGAAAGAUUUGCUUCUCUUCUGUUUGCAAGAUCCAAACCAUGUGUGUUCCUUAUUCCUUGUUGCUGCAUUACAUGCGUUAUAUUUCCAGAUGAGCAUCCAUUUGCCGUCAGCUUUCUUGCAAACAGAGCCCAUUCCUACGAUUAAAGACAAAAUCAUACGUGUUUUAUUUUAUUGUAGCAAGUCAUGGACUAGUUGGAGUGAGUCACUGAGCAUGUCACAUUAUGCAACCAGCUUCACAGGAGCGCGCUAUUGAUUGUCCGACUCGCUAGGAUUAUGUAAAUGAAGGCUACAAUUGAAAAUUGCUGGAAUAGUCAUGUAAUAUGACAUAGCUUUGAGAUGUUAGUAUUUGUGUUCUGCUUGAAAACAUGAUACGUACAUAACGUCUGUGUAAAAGAAGAUAGCAAACUAUGCCAUGUUUGGCUAUUGACCCAACUAUCUUAUGCACCCAUUUCCUGUAAUUCAUCACAAUGAAACUCUAAAAAUGAAUGUAAAUGUUAAAAUAUAUGAAUGUUUACAAAUAAGAAGACUAUAAUAUCAGUAAGAAACCAGACAACAAAUACUUAACUGGACCAAAUCACUAAUUUUGACAGUUCUUUAAAGAUACAUGACUGGAGAGGUAAGUUCAACACCACAGAUACCCUCGAUGGAAAGAAAUGCUUCCUGCUUUCAUUUGCUAAUGGUGUUCUUAAUUCUAAUCAGUGACAUUAAAUGCAGAUUACACAAAUUCCUUAGAAGUAAACUGCUGGAUUAAUUGUUUUUAUUCUACAAAGAGUAUUGAGCACGUUGAUUAGGUUUUUCAAAAGACCUCCAAAAAGACUGAGUGAUGGCUCAGGAUAUGCCCUUUAAAUUUUGUCUUUUCAGUCAGAUUUCAUAAUGAAGAAAUUAUCAUUUUUGUGGCCAACUGGGACUUUAAAUUGGAAGUUAAAAUGUUACUCAUUUGGUAAAUUACUCAAAUAAUUGUAUUGUAAAAAGUAUCUGUACAUACGGUACAUUGCUGGUUUUAUUCCAAUUGGUACAUUGUUUAGAAGCACUAUAAAGGAUAAAUUCUGUUUGUCUAUUAUUUUAAGUGUGGCUUAUUUUACCUGCAGCAUCUGUUAAUAUUUUGGGUUCUGUUCUCACAUCUGCUUAACUAUAAUAGAUUUACAAAUUGACACAUGUUACUGAGUGAAAUAUACUACAUAAGAACACCAAAUUCUUAAUUACUAAACCUCUGUCUCUCAUAAAAUAAUAAACACUUUUUCUGACAGACUGAGGAGAUCAUUGCUCCCCUACACUAUACGACUCUGCAAUUCCACCCGGGGGGUAAACGUUAACAUUAUACAAAGUUAUUGUCUGUUUCACCUGCAUUUUUAUCACUCUUUAAUUUAAUAUUGUUUUUUAUUAAUUUGCUGCUACUGGAGUAUGUGAAUUUCCCUUUGGUAUUAAUAAAGUACCUAUCUAUCUGUCUAAUCAGCAGUGGUUAAAAAUUGCACUGUAAAAUGCUUUGGAACAGAAAACAUUAUCAAAAGUUCUCUAUAAAAUAAACAUUGACUAAUUUAUUAAUUG